Messenger RNA from Thelazia callipaeda (thelaziosis nematode), 270 nucleotides. NCBI's taxonomy places the organism in Eukaryota, Metazoa, Nematoda, Chromadorea, Rhabditida, Thelaziidae. The record is from the annotation of a GenBank genome assembly.
AUGGAAAGAGAAGAAACUGAAGUUGCCACUCUUGAUUGCCGAUCUUGUCGAUAUGUCGGUACAGGAUUAUUUUUAUUCGUUGCUUCAUAUAUGUGGUAUUGCACUCGAAGCACUGUUUAUGCUGGCAGUCUUUACAAAAAAUUGCCUUUACGUCUCAUCGCCUUUGGUUCGUUAUAUAUGUCAUUCGCGCGUUUCAUCUAUCUCCCACCAUUUGAGCAUCUUGCGCCUGAAAUCCGUCAUAAGAGCAAAAUAAAUCAACAGCUGAGAUGA